AUGUUUGUGUGUCCUUCAUGCCAGACAUUGCUCGCACAAGACAAACUUCCCGCCUUUGCGCUUGCCAAUUGCCUGUAUUGCGGAGCCCUUCCUGAGAGAUUUCAAGAUCUCACCUGGCUGGAGGAGAAAGUGUAUGCUAUUUACUCGAUCACAGCUCACAUCACGUGUCUUUUCAUGUUUCAUGGCAACACCUGUGCACAUGACAUGAAUGUGAUGUCUAUUGCUUCUGUCUUGCCAUGCACUCCCGUGGACAUCAAUGGGUUCUUGAGUGUCAUGUUCAUUGGACCUGACACAUUUGAUCCCAAGCGCAUGGGCACACUGUUCCAUGUACGAAAACACAACAUCUGGUCCUUUUUGGUGUGGCUGAAGGCACACAAUCAUUUAUAUGCAGACAUCCGGUUAGACAAAGCUGUAAUGGAGCAGUAUCCCUUAGACAGCACUAUUCCUGGCCUCCAUGAUCGGUAUUUGCAUCUGAGACCACUGGUUUUAGGCCACAUCUGGCCACACUAA
Molecule: messenger RNA, 510 nt
Organism: Suillus subalutaceus
Lineage: Eukaryota; Fungi; Basidiomycota; Agaricomycetes; Boletales; Suillaceae
Exons: 3
Coding region: 1-510 (169 amino acids)
Source: RefSeq, a predicted model, not a curated record